Molecule: messenger RNA, 1659 nt
Organism: Arachis duranensis
Lineage: Eukaryota; Viridiplantae; Streptophyta; Magnoliopsida; Fabales; Fabaceae
Product: protein NRT1/ PTR FAMILY 1.2
Exons: 6
Coding region: 181-1659 (492 amino acids)
Biological process (GO): transmembrane transport
Cellular component (GO): plasma membrane
Molecular function (GO): transmembrane transporter activity
Source: RefSeq, a predicted model, not a curated record
UGUUCCUGAGUUCUUUGCAUUCUCUCUGAACCCUUUAGCUUUAAUUCCUUCAACACCGAUCUUCAUCCACAUUACUCUUUGGAUUUUGCAUGGAAACCUCAACGCUUCAUCAUAGCCCUAAUUUUGGGCUAAUUAUGUUACCAAAUAUGAAUUUGGACAUAGCCACAACCUACCUUCAAUAUGAUGUUUAUCGCUACUUUUGGUACACUAUUCAUACUGAUGGGAAGCUUCCCAGAGAUAGAGCAUGUGGUGGAAGUUCCACUCCUCUCCAAGGCCACUUCGACUACUUCCCACAACCACAAGGGUGGCUUCAGAACCUUGCCUUUCAUCAUAGCAAAUGAGGCAUUUGAGAGGCUGGCUAGCAUUGGACUAAUGCCUAACAUGAUAUUGUACUUGACAAGAGAGUAUGGCAUGGAAACUGCUGCUGCCACCAAUUUCCUCUUGUUAUGGUCUGCUGCCACCAAUUUCACACCCCUCAUUGCUGCUUUGCUUGCAGACUCUUGUGUCGGUCGAUAUUCCAUGAUUGCUUUUGGUUCUGUUACUAGCCUGUUGGGAAUGGUUCUUCUAUGGUCAACAACCAUGAUUCCAAGGCAAACUUCCAACCAAUUAACCAAUGUCUAUAACUCCACUUCAACAAUGCAACUUUUGAUCUUACAUUCCUCUUUUGCCCUUAUGGCCAUUGGAGCUGGAGGCAUAAGAUCAUCCUCUUUAGCCUUCGGUGUUGAUCAGUUAAGCAUGAAGGACAAAGAUGGGAAUGUUAAGGAAAGUUACUUCGGAUGGUACUAUGCUUCGGUCACAUUGUCAAUACUUCUUGGUCUAACUGGUGUUGUUUACAUUCAAGAAACCAUGGGAUGGAAAGUGGGGUUCGGAAUUCCUGUUAUCUUAAUGUUCAUAUCGACUAUAUCGUUUUUCUUAGCUUCUCCAUUUUAUGUCAAGCUAGAGACCAAAAAGAACAUGGUGAGUGGGUUAGCUCAGGUCAUUGUAGCCUCUUAUAGAAAUAGACUUGUUCAGUUGAAUCAGGAAUAUGGAAAUUUGACAUACUACCAUGAGAAGGAUUCGAUUCUCCUAGUGCCAAGUGAAAGUUUGAGGUUUCUCAACAAAGCAUGCAUGAUUAAAGAUCCCUCACAAGAUCUCAAACCAGAUGGAAGGCCUUUGAAUCCAUGGAAUCUUUGCACAGUGGAUCAGGUGGAAGAACUAAAGGCACUUCAUGAUUAUAUCGCAAUAGUAGAGAACAUUAGGCGUGGGAUUGCAAUCGAUCAAGGCUAUUCGGAACAACCACAAGCCGUGGUGAACUUGUCCGCCCUAUGGCUCCUGCCACGGCAAAUCCUUGACGGAUUGGCCGAGGCAUCAGCCUGCAUUGGACAAAACGAGUUCUUUCUGGCCGAGCUUCCCCAAUCGAUGUCUAGCUUGGCGUCCACACUAGGUGGCCUGGCAAUGUCUGUGGGGAAUUUGGCAGCAAGUUUUGUUCUUAGUGGUGUUGAUGGUGUUACUGGAGGAGGAGGAAAUGAGAGUUGGCUUUCAAGCAACAUAAACAAGGGUCAUUAUGAUUACUAUUAUGCAUUCAUUUUUAGUUUGUGCAUUGCAAAUUUUGGAUAUUUUAUUUACUGUAGUAAAGCUUAUGGCCCUUGUAAGGGUAAUGGAAAGUAUAAUUUUAAGUAG